This is a messenger RNA of Clonostachys byssicola, 234 nucleotides long. NCBI's taxonomy places the organism in Eukaryota, Fungi, Ascomycota, Sordariomycetes, Hypocreales, Bionectriaceae. The record is from the annotation of a GenBank genome assembly.
AUGACCUACCUGCCCGGCAUCUUGUUUCCUUCUCGGGCCUGGGCAGGAGCGGAGAAUAUCGUAUUCUGUCUCUGGCGGCUGCAAGCUCCCGCGGGGGGCGCGAUGACGCUGCUCAUCGCCGAGAAGGGCAAAUCACGCGUCUGGUCUUUCCCAGUCGGCGGAGUGAGCGUGACCACAAACCUCGCCGUGCAAGUACUAGAGCCGAAGCAGAGUCAGACGGGCCUCAAUGCAUAA